AUGUCAGGCCGCGGGAAGCUGAUCGCGGUGGUGGGCGAUGAGGAUACGGUGACCGGGUUCUUACUGGGAGGGGUGGGGGAACUGGACAAGCACCGCAAACCCAACUUCCUGGUGGUGGAGAAGGAGACGAGCCUGGCUGAGAUCGAGGAGACCUUUCGGAGCUUCCUGAACCGGGAGGACAUCGGGAUCAUCCUGAUCAGCCAGUGCCUGGCCGAGCUCAUUCGGCACGCCGUAGAAGCCCACUCCCGCCCCCUGCCAGCUAUCUUAGAGAUCCCCUCCAAGGAACACCCCUACGACCCCGCCAAGGACUCCGUCCUACGCCGAGCCCGCGGCCUCUUCACCCCCGACGACCUCCGCUAAAGACAGCCCCCACCCAUCCCUGCACCCCCCGAGAAAGCCCCACCCGGGGGGGUGGUGUCUGCAACCCGCCCCGGAAGUCUUCAGUAUGCUGCUGGGGGUUCUCAUCGCACCCCGAGGGUCCAUGUCCCACCCCAGGGUGAUGCUGGGAGUCCUUAUCCCAUCCUGGGGUCUUCAUUCCACCGCAGGGUGAUCCUGGUGGUCCUUGUCCCUGUCCCAGCCCAAAGUACUGCUGGGGGAGUCCAUGUCCCACUCCAGAGUAAUGAAGGUCUUCAUCUUACCGUAAGGAUCCCUAGCGUGCUGUCAGAGGUCUCCCCCUCAUCCUCAGGGGGACAUGUCCUGCCCAGGGUGCUGCUGGGGAUCCUUAUCCCAACCCGAGUGUCCAUGUGCCACCCUAGGGUGCUGUUGGAAGUCCCCAUCCCACCUUGAGGGUCCACAUCCCAUUUCAGGAUACUGCUGGGUGGUCUGUGCCCCACUCUGGGAUGCUGCUGGGGAGGGGGGGUCCAUAUCCCACUCCAAGGUGCUGCUGGGAGUCUCCACCUAACCCUAGGGUGCUGCCAGGGGCAUUCUGCAUGGGCUGGGGGGGUCGCAUGACACUGGCUCAGCCAGCCCGUGACUGUGACAGGCACUGGAAGGGGAAGUGCUGCCAGAUCCUGCUGGAUCCUGCCUGCUCCUGCCCAUCCCUGCUGGUGCAGGCAGGAAGUUGACGUUCCCAGG
This is a messenger RNA of Indicator indicator, 1074 nucleotides long. It is a transcript of the gene ATP6V1F, whose product is annotated as ATPase H+ transporting V1 subunit F. Gene Ontology annotation, cellular component: proton-transporting V-type ATPase, V1 domain; membrane. Lineage: Eukaryota; Metazoa; Chordata; Aves; Piciformes; Indicatoridae. The record is from RefSeq and is a predicted model, not a curated record. The transcript is spliced from 2 exons. Gene Ontology annotation, molecular function: proton-transporting ATPase activity, rotational mechanism. Gene Ontology annotation, biological process: proton transmembrane transport. Bases 1 to 360 code for a protein of 119 amino acids.